This is a messenger RNA of Cannabis sativa, 1776 nucleotides long. RefSeq names its product two-component response regulator ARR9. The record is from RefSeq and is a predicted model, not a curated record. The transcript has 5 exons. Lineage: Eukaryota; Viridiplantae; Streptophyta; Magnoliopsida; Rosales; Cannabaceae. Gene Ontology annotation, biological process: cytokinin-activated signaling pathway; phosphorelay signal transduction system. Bases 866 to 1528 code for a protein of 220 amino acids.
UUGGGGCUAUAUCAUAUGGCAUGUCAUGGGAAGCAAAUCUUAAAAGGGAAUCAAAAGAAAUUGCCCUCUCUUUGCCCACCACUCUCUCUCUCUCUCUUUCUCUCUUUCUCUCUCUCUCUCUCACCUGCUCAAGAUAUGGAAAUCGCCACAUGAUUUCACACACCCCCACAGAGGAAAAAGGCACCAUUGCUGACAUCACCUGUAUCUCUUCUCCGGAUUUUCUUGGGUCCCACCUUUCCUCUCCUUUUCUCACUUUCAUCCAAGACUUUCUUUUCCUCCUCUUGUUUAUUUUCUCAGACAUUUAUUUUUACUAUAAUGCUAUAUGUAUGCUAUGGUCUUUUUUUUUUUUAUGUAUGUAUAAAAUAGAUAUUGUAUAUUAUAUAUAUAUAUAAUAAAAAAACCCACCACCCCCACUACCAUCUCCACCCUUCUCCAUCACCCAACCAAAAAAAUAAUAUUCUUUUGAGCUAUUAGUUUAUUUAAUUUUUUUUGAUUUAUUUAUUGGUUUAUUGCCUUGCUUGCCCCUUAAUUCAAAAAUCAAUUUGGAAAAUUUGCAAGAUUUGGGAGGAAAUCUGGUCGGAUCUUGCUUUGUGGGAUUGUGGUUUUUGGUGGGUCUUUUAUUUCAAUACAAAACCCUCUCUCUUUUUCUUCCUUCUACCUCCUCCUACUUGCAAUAGUUUUUGUCCAAAACCAAAACCAAAACAAAUAGAUAUAUAAGAAAGACAGAGAGAAAAAUAAGAAAACUUUUUGUCUCCAACCAUCAAAAAAAAAGGGAGGUCUUCUUCUUUCAGCUGCUUCUUCUAUCUUUUAUAUUGUAUUAUUUGCAUUGAGCUUAUUGAAUUCUCAGUUGGGUGAGAAAUACACAAUGGGAAUGGCCACUACAGAGUCCCAGUAUCAUGUUCUAGCUGUGGAUGAUAGCCUUAUUGAUAGAAAACUAAUUGAGAGGCUACUCAAAACCUCAUCAUAUCAAGUUACUACAGUUGAUUCUGGUAGUAAAGCAUUAGAGUUUCUGGGGUUUCAUGAAGAUGACCAAAGCAAUCCAGAUACAUCUUCUAUUUCUCCAAAUAGUCAGGAUGUGGAAGUGAAUCUUAUUAUUACAGAUUACUGUAUGCCAGGCAUGACAGGCUAUGAUCUGUUAAAGAAAAUCAAGGAAUCUUCAUAUCUGAAAAACAUUCCAGUUGUGAUCAUGUCAUCUGAGAAUGUGCCUUCAAGGAUCAACAGAUGUUUAGAAGAAGGAGCAGAAGAGUUUUUUUUAAAGCCAGUACAAUUAGCAGACGUGAAAAAACUAAAACCUCAUUUGAUGAAAAACAAGUUGAAAGAUCAAGAAGUUGAUAAACCAGAGGAAAUCCAAGAAAACCCAGAAGAAAAUUUAGUGAAACAAGAAUUUCUGUCAGAGAAAAUUCAUCUGCAACCAGAAACUCAACAACAACAACAAUUGACAAAUAAUAACAAGAGAAAAGUCAUGGAAGAAACCCUUUCACCUGAUAGAACUAGACCAAGAUACAAUGGUAUUGCCACUGUGGUUUGAUGAUUAAUCUUUUUAAAGUUUACACCUUUUCACCUCAACAUUGUAAUUUUCAUCACUUUUUUUUUUUUUUUAUCUUUUUCUUUUUAUAAUCACUGCUAGUUUAUAUACUGGCUAAAUAGGAAUGUAGAGAGGGAUCAGAGAGUUUUUUCAUGUACACUGUUUUACAUGGAAAUCUUUCAUUCAAAAUUUUGUUGUGCUAAUAAUAUAACAUUAAAAUCAAUGUAACUAUCUUAACUGUGAUUAGUGUA